Molecule: messenger RNA, 1573 nt
Organism: Oryza brachyantha (malo sina)
Lineage: Eukaryota; Viridiplantae; Streptophyta; Magnoliopsida; Poales; Poaceae
Product: exocyst complex component EXO70I-like
Exons: 2
Coding region: 1-1545 (514 amino acids)
Biological process (GO): exocytosis
Cellular component (GO): exocyst
Molecular function (GO): phosphatidylinositol-4,5-bisphosphate binding
Source: RefSeq, a predicted model, not a curated record
AUGCGCUUCGAGGGCCCGCUCGACGAGGCGCUGCUCGGCCUCCAGGACCUCUUCGAGGCGCUCCUGCUCCGUCUCAAGCACGCUGCCGCCGGCGAGCUCGGCGACGCGGACGAGGGGUACGAGCUGGGCACGGACGACGAGGUGGACGCCGCCGCGAGGAUGGCCAGGACGCUCGCCGGCAACGACUGCUUGGACAUCUGCCUCGAUAUCUACGUCAAGGUUAGGUACAGGAGAGCGGCCAAGGCGAUGAUGCGGCUGAACCCGGCGUACCUCAAGGCGUACACGCCGGAGGCCGUCGACGCCAUGGAGUGGGAGGCGCUGGAGUCGGCCAUGGCGCUGUGGAGCCCGCACUUCCACGUGGCCAUCGCCGGCGUGCUGGCGGCGGAGCGCCGGCUCUGCGCGCGCGUGCUCGCGUGCCUCCCGCCGGCGGUCUGGCCAGAGUGCUUCGGCAAGAUCGCCGCCCGCAUCGUGGCGGCGUUCUUCCGCUUCGCCGACGGCGUCGCCGCCGCUUCGCGCGAGCCGCAGAGGCUGUUCAAGCUUCUCGACAUGCUCGACGCGGUGGCCCGGGAGAGGGAGUGCCUCGACGAGCUCUUCUCCAGCGAGUCGGCCACGCUGCUCGCCAUCCGUGAGCGAGCGCGAGAGGUGGAGCGUUCCCUCGCGCGUGCCGCCGCCGGCGUAUUCUACGAGUUCGGCCUCCGCGUCGAGACGCACUACGUCGCCACCGCCGCCGGCAACUCCGGCGUCCUCGAGGCCGGGCACGUGCCCAAGAUUGUACGGUACGCUGUGAACUACCUCAAGUGCCUCGCGUCCGACGACUACCGGGGGCUCAUGGACACCGCGCUGCGCGCGGAGCGGGAACUUCAGCGCGUCGUCGGCGACGGUGAAGACGACGAAGACGGCAGCGGAGGCGGAGGCGGCGAAUGCGAGGCGCUCGCCGAGGCGGCGUCGAACGUGCUGGAGGCUCUACACCGGCACGUCGAGGCGGCGCGCCGGGUGUGCGCGGACGUGGUGGCGUCGCACGUCAUGGCCAUGAACGCGUACUGGUACAUCUACAUGCGCGCCCGCGGCACGGAGCUAGCCAGGCUCAUCGGCGACGAGACCAUGCGGCGGCGGUACAAGGCGUCGGCGGAGGAGGCGGCGUGGGAGUACCAGGACGCGGCGUGGAGCCCGCUCGUCCGGCUCGUCAGCGGCAGCAGCUCCGGGGCGCCAAGGGCGUGGCCGCCGGACGAGGCGCAGGAGAAGGCGGCGGCGUUCGCCGACGUGCUGGAAGAGCGGGUGCAGAGGCACGGCGCGGAGUACAAGAUACCGGACGGCGAUCUCCGGGAGCAGAUAAAGGCCGCGGCGGCGAAGGCGGUGCGCGGCGCCUACGCCGGGUUCGUCAAGGCGAACGACAGGGCGGUGGCCUCCGGCGGCCGGCGGGAGUUCCUCCCGGUGGACGCCAUUGAGGGGAUGGUGCGGCGGGUGUUCGACAAUAUGGGCGACGGCAGCGCCGGCCGGGCGAGGAGCCGGCGGCAGAGCGGCAAUCUUGAGGGGUUUGAGGGCUAACUGAGCACACAAUUGCGCAUUGGGCAUU